AUGGCCGAAAACAGUAUGAUAUCUGUUGAAGAAGCACUCAAGACAGUGUUGAAUGUCGCUCAACGGUUGCCGCCUGUGACGGUGUCCCUCCAUGAGGCCUUAGGCAAAGUUUUGGCGCAAGAUAUUACUGCCCCUGAUCCUCUUCCUCCUUAUCCUGCCUCUGUCAAGGAUGGGUAUGCAGUACUUGCUUCAGAUGGACCAGGUGAAUAUCCUGUAAUUUCUGAAUCAAGAGCAGGAAAUGAUGGAGUUGGCGUGACUGUGACCCCUGGAACUGUUGCUUAUGUGACAACAGGAGGACCAAUACCCGAUGGUGCUGAUGCUGUUGUGCAAGUAGAGGACACCCAACUAAUAGAAAAUGCAUCAGUAGAUUCAAAGCGAGUACGAAUAUUGAAACAGAUUAAGCAGGGAGUUGAUAUACGUCCAGUGGGAUGCGAUAUUGCUGAAGGUGAUGUGGUUUUGAAAUCUGGAGAACGUUUAGGACCUGCAGAGAUUGGCCUACUUGCCACUGUGGGUGUAUUGACAGUGAAGGUAUAUCCUACCCCGACAAUUGCUGUGCUUUCAACGGGUGAUGAACUUGUUGAGCCAACCAAUGCGACUUUAAAUCGUGGUCAGAUUAGGGACUCCAACCGUGCCAUGAUACUUGCUGCUGGAACACAACAGCAGUGCAAAGUUCUUGACCUUGGUAUAGCUCAUGAUGAUGAAAAAGAAAUUGAGAAGAUUCUGGAUAGAGCUUUUUCUUCUGGAAUCGAUAUCCUUCUGACUUCUGGAGGUGUUUCCAUGGGAGACAGGGAUUUUGUUAAGCCUCUACUUGAAAAAAUCGGAAAAGUACACUUUCAUAAGGUUUGUAUGAAGCCAGGAAAACCUCUUACAUUUGCUGAGAUAGUUCCUGGGUCUACUGAAAACAAGAAAGUCCUUGCGUUUGGAUUACCUGGGAACCCUGUGAGCUGUUUGGUUGGUUUCCAUCUCUUUGUGGUCCCUGCCAUUCGACAUCUUUCUGGAUGGACCAAUCCUCGCCUUCCAAGAGUGCAUGCUCGUCUUAAGCGGUCGAUUAAGACCGAUCCAAUUCGUCCGGAAUUUCAUCGUGCCUUUGUCAGGUGGGAGGUCAAUGAUAGAUUAGAAAACUCAGGAUUUGUUGCUGAGAGUACUGGCCACCAAAUGAGUAGUCGACUUCUAAGUAUGAAGUCAGCAAAUGCUUUCUUGGAACUUCCUGCAUCAGGCAACCUAAUUCCUGCUGGAAGUUUUGUGGUAGCGUGGAUCAUUUCCGACUUAAGUGAUUUUGCUGGACAUGGAUUGCCAACAUCAGCCCAGUCAGUUAACGCAGAACAGGGAUGCAUGCCUCAAGAAAUAAAUUUUGAGUCACAAGGUUCUGAAUUUAGAGUGGCUAUCCUCACAGUAAGUGACACUGUUGCAUUGGGCUCAGGGCCUGAUAGAAGUGGUCCACGGGCAGUGUCUGUUGUGAAUUCAUCAUCGGAAAAACUAGGAGGGGCAAGUGUGGUUGCGACUGCUGUUGUUCCCGACGAGGUGCUGAAAAUCAAGGAAUACUUAAAGAGGUGGAGUGACAUUGACAAAAUGGAUCUCAUUCUUACCCUUGGUGGCACUGGCUUUACCCCAAGGGAUGUCACCCCAGAAGCUACAAAGGAGGUGAUACAUAAGGAAACACCUGGUCUUCUGCAUGUUAUGAUGCAAGAGAGUUUGAAGGUAACACAAUUUGCAAUGCUCUCCCGCUCUGCAGCUGGAAUAAGAGGAUCAACACUGAUAAUUAACAUGCCGGGGAAUCCCAAUGCUGUUGCUGAAUGCAUGGAGGCUUUGCUGCCUGCUCUUAAGCAUGCAUUGAAGCAAAUCCGGGGCGACAAGAGAGAAAAACAUCCUCGUCAUGUUCCUCAUGCAGAUGCUGCUCCGGUUGAUACCUGGGAACACAGUUACAAUUCAGUGCUUGCCAACCGGAAUCAUUUUUUCGUUCAAAGCAUAAGGAAGUUUUGCUGUUAA
This is a messenger RNA of Fraxinus pennsylvanica, 1986 nucleotides long. Lineage: Eukaryota; Viridiplantae; Streptophyta; Magnoliopsida; Lamiales; Oleaceae. The record is from the annotation of a GenBank genome assembly.